Molecule: messenger RNA, 327 nt
Organism: Rotaria sp. Silwood2
Lineage: Eukaryota; Metazoa; Rotifera; Eurotatoria; Philodinida; Philodinidae
Source: the annotation of a GenBank genome assembly
AUGGCGGCCAAUUAUCACAAUCAACAGAACCAGUUCAUUCGUCAUAAACCGGUUCACAAUUCUCGUCAUGAUUCAACAGCUCAAAUGGUUAGUAAUUCAUUAAAUUUAAUCAAUGAUUAUGAAUAUGAUCCAAGUACUAAUAUUCAUUACUGCACCAACAGAAAUAGUCCUCAAGAUGAUAUUCAAGCACCACCACCUCCAAUUAAUAUUCAAUCUAUCGAUUCACCUGCAAGAUCCAUCAGACGAUUACAUUCUGAUGACCAUGAUGAAGAUUUUACAACGGUCACGUACAAGAAGAAAAAAAAAAUAAUAAUAAUAACAAUUUGA